Bradysia coprophila is the source of this 2607-nucleotide messenger RNA. RefSeq lists its product as uncharacterized. Lineage: Eukaryota; Metazoa; Arthropoda; Insecta; Diptera; Sciaridae. The record is from RefSeq and is a predicted model, not a curated record.
CAUGAUACAGUCAAUUAUUUGAGUAUUUUGUUCGAGGACCAUAAUGAAUGUGGUGCGUAUACCUACAAUACAGUUUCACCAACCGGAUACAUCGAUGAUGCCAGAAUGACGGAAGAAUAUCAGUUCAUCGGAGAAACUGACUAUCUAACUUGCACUCCGGGGCCGAGUGACGAAGCAACGGAACUUAUCGUUAACGUCACAGAACAGGAUGACGAACCGGCUUUCGUAGAUGUGACAUCGUUGGAUGACCUGUCAGAUGUUCAAGAAAACACAAAUGUUUCACAAACGCCAAAAAACCAAACUGUUGAAAGCAGUUUUUAUGUCAAACCUCGCAAAGGUUGUGACAACAGCAAAAUGAGGGUUCCCACUUCUGACGAAAAAACAAAGACGUAUUGUUGCAUGUACUGCUACAAACGCUAUGCAAAGUUAGUGCCACAGCUGCAAGUUGCCCAUAAAAAUGAGAAGGACGUGCAAAAAUUCCGUGAAGCUCCUCCCGGCUCGGAGAAACGCAGACAAAUAAUCGACAAAAUAAGAAAAAAGGGCCAGUUCGAGUCCAAUGAAGUUGAAGCCCUAAACAAGGGCGAACUAGAUACGUGUCGACGUACCAAUCCGAAUCGCCCAAGAGAAGCAGGUGAUUUUACAACGUGUGUAAACUGUCUCGGUGCAUAUGUGCACCUCACUCGACAUUUCAACAAUUGCACACACAAUACAAUGAAGGGCGAGAACGUGGCGAAGGAACUCGGUCUUGCGCUGGAAGGAAGAUGUCAUGUCGACGCCUGCGAUGACUUGCGUGAAAUUGUUUUCCCGAAAAUGCGUCAAAAUGAAACUGUUCGACGGAUCCGUUUCGACUGGCUGAUAAUUGCCUUCGGCAACGACAUGUGUGACAAUUACUCAGCGCAUUAUCAACAGCAAUUGAUCCGUACAAGUCUACGAAAAGCCGGUAAAUUGUUGGUCGCUGCUAUGUCGAGCUCUUCAGAAAUCAGCGAAUUCUCAACUCUUUAUCACGUCAAGCGUUGCAACACAGUGAUCGAUGCUAUACGUAAAGUAGCAGGUUUUGACUUCACGUCGAAGAAAUUCAAAAGUCCUGGCACUGCUUCAACGUUGGUCACGUUGAUCAACGCAAUCGGCGAUCAACUCAUCAUCGAAAGUAUGAAAUUAGAUGAUGAAGUGAAAGAGAGGAAUACGGAACGUUUUUUGAAGGUUUUUCAAAAAGACGCACGAGCAAAAAUCAACAAAAUUGUUUCCGUCCAGCAAGCCAAGGCACGGCGUCAAAGAAACGAAAAUAUCCCCUCAACGGAAGACAUACACAAACUGGCAUCAUUCCUGGAUUGUGAGAGAGAUAAGUGUUUCGACGACCUUUGUAAGGAAUUCUCUUAUCAAAAAUGGCUAUGUUUAGCUGAACUGACCAUCGUAUCGAUCCUCGUGUUCAAUCGCAGAAGAGUCGGAGAAAUGCAGAACAUGGAAUGUGUGGACUUCCGCAGACGGGAAAUGAUAGAAGAUGCAAACAACUGCCACAAAAUACCUGAAGACGUGAAGAAGUUGAUCAAGAGCCGUAUGAUGAUUCGAGGAAAACUUAACAGACCAGUUCCCGUGUUGCUGAAACAUUCGCAUGAUGAAUGCUUAGAUCUCCUGCUCCAUCACCGGGAAAACGUUGGCAUUACAAACCGGAACGAGUUCGUAUUCGCUCUUCCGUCGAAAACAAAAACUAUAAAGACUGUCAGCGCCGGGACUGCUCUGCGGACCUUUUCUAAUUUGUGCGGCGCCCAAAAUCCUAGUAGUCUGAGAGGAACUAAAAUCAGAAAACAUAUGGCCAGCUUCUGCGGAACGCUGAACCUUUGUGACCGGGAUGUCACUAACGUAGCGGCUUAUAUGGGACACGAUGACCAAAUACAUCGUGACAUCUACCGCCAUAACACCCUCGAUCGUCAAGUAACACAAAUGACUAAUUACUUGGAAGCUGCUCAAGGCUAUCGCAUAAUCACAACUAUUGGGAACAUUUCACAAGCCGGUGCUGAGCAAAAUCAUAAGCCGAAGCCGAUUGUCGAUCUGUCGGAUGAGUGCAGCUCCGACGAAGAGUGGGACGAAAGCUCAGACGAAUUUUCCGAUGACGAAGCUGAUGUCGUUACUGUCAAAGCUAGCAAAAAACGAGCAAAGCAACAAGGCAUCCCAACAAUCACUGCCAAAUCGAAUCGUAAAAAUAGCAGAGUCGGUACAGCUGCAACGAACCGGAAGCGACAGUUGUCAGCGCCAAAACGAACAAGGGGCGAAGAGCGAACAAAGGAGAAAAAACGAAAUAGCAAUAAAGUCUCACAAACCGGAACUAAGCCAGGGAAAACGGGCGGAAAGCAAGUAAUUAAUCGAUCCCAGACCAAAACUGCCAAGCUGAUGUCAAAACGCAAAGAAAUUCGAAUCUAGACUACCUCAACCAAAACUGAACCGAAUCAACUGUUGGCAGAAGAAAAAGAAAAAUUGUGAAAUAUAAUCUUCAUGGAAGAACAAUCCGAAAAAUUUGAAUAAAAAUCAUGUGCAUGUACGCCUUGUAAUUGAAUAAUUAAAUUCCGUAAAUAAAACUUAGAAGUGUCUGCCUAUCACUUACAAGUUUCUGCC